UCGCGCAGAAGAUGAGGACGACGAACGCGGUGACGAUGCUGGACCCCUUCCAGGAGCUGUACGGCCCCUGGAUGGGGCUGCUGCUGUGCGUGCCGGCCGUGUGCGGCGAGGUACUCUGGACGGCCGCCGUGUUGGCCGCGCUGGGUGACACGGCGGGCGCCAUGAUGGAAGCAGACUCGCAACUCUUCAUCGUCAUUGCCGCGACGACCAUAUUGUUUUACACCGCGCUGGGAGGCCACUACUCCGUCGCCUACACCGACGUCCUCCAGCUAUGCACCACGGCAGUAUUCUUGUGGGUGUGCGUGCCGUACGUCCUGAAAGGCCGCGGCGUGGGAACUGUGACCGGUCCGCAGACUGACUGGCUCGGCCACAUUCCGAUGGCGGACGCCGGCCAGCUGUUCGACGCCUUUCUUAUGACCGCUCUCGGAGGCAUCCCGUGGCAGGUCUAUUUUCAAUGCAUACUGGGCUGCAAGAGCGACUUCGCCGCCGAGGUACUUUCCUAUGUGGCCGCCGUAGGAUGCGUCUUCAUGGCCUUGCCACCGAUGAUCAUCGGAGCAGCAGCUAGGACGACAAACUUCACGGCAGCGGGCUACCCGGGCCCGUGGCAGCUGAGCGACAAGUCCAGCGUGUUGCCGCAGUCGAUCCGCUACCUGACUACGCCCGUGGUCUCCAUCAUGGGCAUGCUGGGCAUCACGGCGGCCGUCAUGUCGUCCGCCGACUCGUCCAUGUUCAGCGCCUCCGCCAUGGUCACCAAGAACGUCUACCACGUACUCAUACGGCCGGACGCGUCCGAGACGGAAGUGGCCGUGAUUCUGCGAAUCGCGGUCUGCUUGAUCGGCGCCUCGGCCACCUACCUGGCGCUGUCGGUGCAUUCGGUGCUCGAACUGUGGACACUGUGCUCGGACGUGGUGUACGUGCUCCUCUUCCCGCAGUUCGUGUGCAUCUUCUACCUCAAGGACACCAACACCUAUGGCUCUAUCAUAGGAGGUUACCGAGUACGAGCAGACCAAGACAGGUGCGGAGAGCGUCAGGUCGGAGCUGACCAAUAGGAGCGAGCGCUCGCAGAUGCCUGCUGGGAGGUCGCGCGCGACGAGCGUGGCCGCGUUAGACACGUCCGGCAAGAGCGAUCGCAGCCAGAGAACGACGGGCUCGAACAGACGACGCAAGUCUAGGGCUGCUGCGGCUUCCGCAAGGACGCCCGAGAGGAGCAAAAGGGGUGGUCGCGUCGGCAAGCAUCGGCAGCCCCACGCCAAGAAGGCAAUCAACGAGACGCAGAUGACCAUCAAGGAAGCGGAGAUAUCCGGUUCCUCUCGGAGGGGGCGGCAUGGCAGCAGGCUCCCGCACAAAUAGUGCCUGUGGGGGAGCGAACGAGCGGGCGCGGUUGCUUCCUGGACAAUACGGUUCUUCGAUGCCAGCGCGGUAGCACACCCCCUGUCCUGGACCGGGACCAUGCUGUGCCGCCUGCACCGCUGUACCAAGGACGGUCGCACCCGGUCCUGGGGCGAAAUCGUGCUAAACCGCAGCAUGGUAUCAGCACCAAGGAAGGCCUCGCUCGCCGUUGAGCUUCGCCGUCUUCUUCUUAAUAUGUGUAUGUGUGUGUGAGAAGCCGGAUGCGUGUGUGUUGUGCCGGGUAACCGGGAUAGUAAAUGGACAGCGCGUUCAUAGCAAAGACACUGGCGAUGUGCUUGCCACAAGUGCGGAUGACAAUGACAGUGGUUCGGCGAACCAAAGUGCGGUCGCCAGGCACAUUCGUCUCGUGGAAACGUUAGUUCAGCGAGAACUCCCGUAUGUCUGGGACGACGACAGCCUGGGCGGGACGCUUUCUUCCAGCACGCAUUCGGUGGUGCAAACGUGGCUACCAAGAUCGCGCAUGCGCACCUCUGAGGCCACGGUACAAGCUGCCAGGGAGGCGUGCCCUUUGUGCCGACUUGGCUGGUUAAGGGGAAGAAUGGGCCGCGUGACUGGAAGCUAGGACGUCCAUCAAUUGAGCUAAAUUAGCUGUCAACUUAGCAUGCUGAACUGUGCAGGUUUCUGCAGGCACAGGACAGCCAAACGCUGUGCUUGUUCUAUACGUGGUCAACGUUAAUAAUUGCGCGUUAUUUGAAAUGAAUACCUAAGCGAAAAGUUCAGUCUUCCAGUUACUAAACUUUCGCUUAAAGCAUGGUCCCAAUUGGGGCGCCUGAUAAACAUCGGCUCGGUUAUGCACAAGGCUGUUUGAGACAUUGGAAAAUCACUUUGUAUAUGCAUAGGAGUCGGCUCAUCCAGCUGUCUGGUUUGGUAUAUAGAGGAAGUGGUCCAACGCAAAAAAAAGCAAUGAGUAUCUGGCGACUCUCUUAUACAUUACUCAUAUUAGAAUGGAGUGCGGUUACAAUCAUCGGGCACAUGUAAUUGCACAAACGUAUUAUCGCUAAUUCGCUCCCCUAUCGUCAUUGCACAAAUGUUUACCAUUGCAAACGUACUACAACGGGAUGUGCGAGAAUCCUUAAAACUGGAGUUUAGGGGACCGCCAAUUAUCGCCCGCACAAAGGAGCUGCUGGCACUCUAUUGCUUUUAGGCUUAGGCGUACGUGUAAUGCGCCGCAAUAUACGUUUCUACUUCUUUCUCCCGCAAACCACAAAUGGAAAACGUAAGACGUCGCUGCACAUUUUUACGCAUCUGUCCAAACGGAUAUGCCUGCUGGUGAGUUCUUCAGUAUAAGGCCGCUAACCUACCUGCACAUGCUGCAGUGCAUGCAGAUCAACAGGUGAGCUGCUCAGGUGCCUUAACAUUUUCAACAUUCCUGACGCAUCUGCGGUCUCUACUGGUGUGCUCCCUCCGCCUGAAGG
Dermacentor andersoni is the source of this 2825-nucleotide messenger RNA. The record is from RefSeq and is a predicted model, not a curated record. Lineage: Eukaryota; Metazoa; Arthropoda; Arachnida; Ixodida; Ixodidae.